UGUAAUUACCCAAACAAGAUGUUUUUUUUCGUAAUUUGGCCAUACAUCAGGGAUUGACCGUAAUUUACUCUGAAUCUAAAUAAUAAGCUCGAAUUGAAGCUCUGAUCGACAUAGAAAAAACAAAAAUAAAAGAGUUGAAGCAACACAAUAUUAAUGAAGCCAGAUUGUCAAGCACACGUGGUGUCUAGGCUCCACCAUAACAGGAACACCUGUGUCCACAGCAUUAAAACUCCACAUGCCUUCUCACAUCCAACACUCUGUAUUUAUUCGCGGAUCCAGUCCCCACCCCCUCGUGCGCAUCCUCAACUACUUUACGCCGCCCCCCACCCCGCCCCCCUAUAUAUAUACUUGCUCCCUCAAUUCCAUUUCUUCAUUCACUCAACAAAUAAAAAAUCCCCAAUUAUCUGUAUAAAACAAAACAAAAAUGGCACACAAAAUGGUGACUAGUUUUCGGAGAUCGGUUUCCUUCACGAAUCCUCCGUCGUACAUUUCAUCUAAGCCACGGAAAACGCUCCACGUCAGAUCUACCAGUCUUCCCUGCCGAUCACACCCGAUAAUUUCCCAGCUCCGUGACGGAAUCUCCGAGCUUACCAACUCCUGGUCAGCCGCGGAAUCCGGCUCCCGCACUUCGGCUUGGCUCUGCGACGGCUUGCGCCGACUCAAAGCCGUCCACGAAUCGCUCGACGAUCUGCUCCACCUCCCGCAAACACGCGAAUCUCUCCGCCGCGGCGCCGGAGGUUGCUCGGACCUGAUCGAGAAGCUUCUCGAAGACUUCCUCCGAUUCGUCGACGUGUACGGAAUGUUCCAGACGUUGGUGUUGCGGCUCAAGGAGGAGUACUCGGCGUCGCAAAUUGCCGUCAGGAGAAAGGACGAUCUGAAAGUAGCCGCGCACUCGAAGAAUCUGAGCAAAAUCGCCAAGGAAAUCGGUAAACUCUGCUCGAAUUUCGUCUCCGUCGGGAAAUUGGCUGCCGCCGCCGGAGCACCGUACGACGACGAGGCGGAGCUCGUCGAUAUCAUUAACGAUGUGCUCAACGUGACGGUGUCGGUCUCGGCUCUGCUCUUCGGCGGCAUCUCGAAUUCGCCGGCGUUCAGAAAGCCGUCGUGCAUGGGGCUGGGUUUCGGGAAGAAAUCGAAGAAUCUGAAAUUCGAAGCGGGCAUUAGAGAAUUUCAGGCGGUAAAUUUGGAGAAUUUGAAGAAGAAAACAGACGAAGAGAUGAAAAUUGCGUCGAAAAAAAUGCAUGAAAUUGAUGAUUGUAUUUUGGGGAUUGAAUUCUGUGGAGAAAGAGCUUUCCGGAGUUUGAUUAACACUAGGGUUUCCUUACUCAACGUACUCACACAAUAACCACCUCAAUUUUUCUUAAUCCUUUUUUUCUUCUUUUUUUUUUGGCUCAGUGUAUAUUUUUUUUUUUCAAUUAUACUUUUCUCCCAAUAUUUUGCUAUAUUUGGAAAUUCGGCAGUAUAUAUAUGAGCGAAAAAAAAGGAAUUUUGCUAUGCAUAUUUGUGAUUCAAAU
Molecule: messenger RNA, 1511 nt
Organism: Erythranthe guttata (spotted monkey flower)
Lineage: Eukaryota; Viridiplantae; Streptophyta; Magnoliopsida; Lamiales; Phrymaceae
Source: RefSeq, a predicted model, not a curated record